This is a messenger RNA of Tetrahymena thermophila SB210, 1356 nucleotides long. RefSeq lists its product as hypothetical. NCBI's taxonomy places the organism in Eukaryota, Ciliophora, Oligohymenophorea, Hymenostomatida, Tetrahymenidae. The record is from RefSeq and is a predicted model, not a curated record. The transcript is spliced from 3 exons.
AAUUUAUAAAUAUUAAUUAAAUAACAAAAAAAAACUUAAACACAAUUUGCUUAUAAAAAUAAGAUUUACUCUAAUACAAACAAAAAAAUGGCUAGCAUUUUAAAGAAAGCAUAAUAAAAAAAUUAGAAGGCAACUAAAGUUACCAACUUGAAUGCCUUAAGUCAAUAAGAAGUUAUUGAAGAUAAGAUAGUUCCUAACAUUAUUGAAAAGAAAGAAGUUGAUACUGAAUAAAUCGAUCUUACCAGUAUCAAGCCUGAAAAGAAGGUUGAAGAAGAACCCAAAUAAGUUGAAGUUGUUCAAUAAAGCUAGGAAACUUUCACUUGGGGAGAAACCAAAGAAAUCGAUGAAUAAGAAGCUUUGAAAGCUGCUGAAUUAUAGUAAUAAGCUGCUUAACAAACUGAAAAGAAAGACGAUGGAGGAAAGAAGGUUGUCAAAUCUUGGGUUCCUUAAAAGAGAGGAGAUGAAUCCAAUGUUACUGCUACUUUUGACGAAGAAGAGAUGAUGCCUGAAUUGAAUACUGAAAAUUUAAAUAAAAAGCAAGAAAAGAAAGCUCCAGUUAUCAUUUCAAGAGCUGAAGAACCUAGCAGCUCUAGCUCAAACCCUCCUAGAUUCUAAAAUUCAAAUAAGGGAGGAUUUAAAUAGUUAGAACUAUCAGAAUAAUAAAAGAAACUUUUAGAAAUAGAAGAAAGAAAUAAAAAAGAAUACAAGAGUGCUACUAGUGGUCCUAUUACUCAAGCCCCUAGCGAUACUAAUGGCAGUCUAUUUUCUCACUCUUAAAGCAGCUAACCUCCUAGAUUUAUGAAUAAGAAGGCAGCCGAUGGUGCUAACUUUGUUCCCUUAUAAAAGACUGACUUAGAAUUGAAGUAGGAAGAGGCCUAAAAGAGAGCCGAAGAAAGACUUAAGGAAGUUAAAGAAUAAAAGAUUGAAAUCUCUAAGGGUUUAGUAAAUCCUGAAGACUCUGAAAAGAGAGAAGUAAACAAUACUACUGAAGAAUCCGCUUCCAAGCCCCUAAGAUUCGUUAACUCUCAUAAAACUAAUCAAGGUCCUAACUUCAAGCCCUUAGAAGUCAAAGAAGUGAAGGUUCCUGAAGUCUUAGAAAAUAAAAAAUACUUAACUAAAAAGGAAGAUAAACCUUAAACCAACGAAAAGAAAGAACAACGCGUUGAGAGAAAGAAAAAUUAAGAAAACAAAAAUAGUGAAGACGAAGAUAGCGAACCUGAAUAUGAUGAAAAUGGAUUCAAAAUUGUAAAGGAAGAAAAACCUAAGAAAAGAUAAUAUAACAACGAUAGCAAUAAAAAGAAGAAAGAUAACAAAGAUCAAAAAACUGAAUAGGCUGAAGAAGUUGUUUAAGCUUGA